Molecule: messenger RNA, 636 nt
Organism: Solanum tuberosum (potato)
Lineage: Eukaryota; Viridiplantae; Streptophyta; Magnoliopsida; Solanales; Solanaceae
Exons: 1
Coding region: 1-636 (211 amino acids)
Source: RefSeq, a predicted model, not a curated record
AUGAAAGAUGGAGCAACAAUAUGGAAACAUAAUACACCUGUAGAUUGUAGCUGGUAUUGGAGGCAGCUAAAUGCAAUCAAGGUCCAAAUGCGGGGUUGGUAUAACCAAGGAAGAUACAUGCUCACACAAACUGGAAAAUAUUCCAUCACUAGCAGUUACUUAGCACUGAUUGGCCAACAACCACGUAUGAGAACUGCUGAGCUAGCGUGGACAUCUAUGGCUCUACCUAAACAUAGAUUCAUAACGUGGUUGGCUGUACAAGGAAGAUUACUCACGCAGGAGAGGAAACUGAAAUUACACAUUCAGGUGGAGGACACUGAUUGCUGCCUUUGUGAUAAGAAGGUCAUGGAGACUACAAUACACUUAUUUGUGAAGUGUGAGUGGGCACAGGCUAUAUGGAAAGAGGUGGAAAAAUGGACAGGAAUAGCGUUGCAAAUCAAUGGGAUCAAGCAGACACUGGAAAGAAUAAGGUUGAAGCACUGGAAGAAAGUUAAGAAGGAGACUAUUGCGGCUACUUGUGGAGCAAUCGUAUAUCACAUAUGGAGAGCCAGGAAUUGGAAAAAGUUCAAAGGCAAGUCUGUACAUAUAAAGGAGGCGGCAACACAGAUCAAAAAGGAGAUUAUAGAGAGAUUAUAA